AUGGCUAUGGGCUUAGCUAAUUCACCUGCUAUUUUUCAAAGAACUAUGGCUAAGGUAUUAAAGGGUACUAAGGCAACCGUUUACAUAGAUGACGUGCCCUUAGCUGUUAAAAAUGUUGAAGAAGGAUUUAAAGAAUUGGAAUUAGUCCUACAAGCCUUUGAAAAAUAUGAUUUGACAUUAAAUUUGGAAACAUGCGAUUUUUUCCGAACAAAAAUCGAUUAUUUAGGUAAAGAGAUUUCUAUUGAAGGCGUUCGACCAGGAAGGUGUAAGACUCGAGCAGUUAUGGAGACUCCUGAUCCCACAAAUUUCAAACAGACCGAGGUUCAUACGGAUGCUUGCUCUAUCGGUUUAGGAGCCAUGUUAAUUCAGAGACUUGAGAAAGAGAAAAGGGUCGUUGCAUACUACAGUCGUAAAACUAGUCCUGAAGAACAAAAAUAUCACUCAUAUGAUUUAGAAACCUUGGCUGUAUUCGUUGCUCUAAAAGUAUUUCACGUUUAUGUGUUGGGAAUUGAAUUGACAGUUGUAACAGACUGCAGUGCUAUUCGAGCGACGGCAAAUAAAAAAGAUAUUCAGCAUCGUGUUUUUCGUUGGUGGGCUUACUUUCAAGACUAUCAUUUUGAUAUUGUAUAUCGCCCGAGCACACAAGUCGCUCAUGUUGAUUAUCUUAGCAGGAAUGCCGUUGAUUGCUUGUCUGUUGAUAUAACAUCUGCAGAGUGGAUUAAGGUUGCGCAAAUGCAGGAUCACGAUAUUGAAGUGAUUCGAAAAAUUUUGGAAUCUGGCGAUAGAACGUCAGAAGGACCGUUCAAGGUGACUGCAGUCUUGCCCAACGAUCGCUAUGAGGUUCAGGACUUGAGGGACUUGAAGAAGUCACCAAAUCAGAGAGCCAUAGUAACAGUAGACAGUCUUCAGAAAUGGGUCACGUUUGAUGCCAUGGAGUAG
Molecule: messenger RNA, 939 nt
Organism: Belonocnema kinseyi
Lineage: Eukaryota; Metazoa; Arthropoda; Insecta; Hymenoptera; Cynipidae
Exons: 3
Coding region: 1-939 (312 amino acids)
Source: RefSeq, a predicted model, not a curated record